Molecule: messenger RNA, 1183 nt
Organism: Striga hermonthica
Lineage: Eukaryota; Viridiplantae; Streptophyta; Magnoliopsida; Lamiales; Orobanchaceae
Source: the annotation of a GenBank genome assembly
UUCCGCGACUAUCAUGCCGAGAAAUUCUUAGGGCAGGGAGAUCCUCGCAUUGUAGAUGAAUGGAUUCAGGGCCUGGAGUUUAUCUUCGAGGUCAUAGAUUGCCCUGAUAGAUAUCGCGUAAUUUGCGCUCAGCUUCAGCUCACCGGUGAUGCCCGGCUCUGGUGGAACGCUUACUGGAGCAUGCGUCCCGGCGAGAAGGCGGGAUGUACGUGGGAGAUGCUCAAGGAGCUAGUCCGUGAGAAGUACUACCCCACCUACUACCGAGCAGAGAUGGAGCAUCAGUUUCUAUCGCUCCAGCAAGGUACUCGUACUGUUGACGAGUAUGAGAGGGAGUUCAAUAGACUUGCAGCUUUUGUUUUGGUUUGCACGGAGGCCCAGAGAGCACAGCAUUUCAUUGACGGGCUUUACAUUGCAGUCCGUCAUAAUAUUGUAGGCCACGGGACACAGACGUACGCGCGUGCAGUUUCCAUUGCCCAGGAGGUGGACGCCAGCAUCAGGAGGGAGGCCGUCCGUGAUCAUCCUCAGCCAUCCGUUCCUUCUCAGUCAUCUUCAGUUCCACCGUCCCAGCAGUCUACAAUCGCAGCACCUCUUCAAGCCCGUCAUCUUCCUCGUGAGUCCCGGCGUGUUCUCGCUGCGUGCUGCUCAAAAAGGUAUAUCGCUGGAGUUGAUGAAAAUGUGCAAACACGAUUUGUCACGGGAAGAAAUGGACGGGUGCGAGCAUGUAUCGACUUCAAAGAUCUUGGUGAGCCAACCGAAGAUAUUGCACAUGUGAACCAUAUCACUAUAUGCGAGGAUGCUCCAAUAAAGGAGGAAGAUGCUGAAGACGCACCUCCCAAGCUUGAAGAAGGUGUUAAGUCCACGGUCGAUGAACUAAAAGAAAUCAACUUGGGUGAUGUUGACGAUCCUCGCCCGACGUAUAUCAGUGCCUUGCUAACUGUAGAUGAAGAGAAGGCCUACAUAGAGCUUCUUGGUGAGUUUAAGGAUGUAUUCGCAUGGUCGUAUAAGGAGAUGCCUGGACUAGACCCAAAGGUGCCAAUCAAGUUCAACGGAGUUACUGUUAAGGCUGACCUCUAUGCCUUACCUUUGGUUGGACCGGAUGUCGUUCUGGGAGUGAAGUGGCUCGAAGGGUUAGGCAAGGUGACUACCGACUAUCAAACGGGAAUUAUGGAGUUCAACUCUAGAG